AUCCAUCAUUUACCACCAUGCAUGCAGUUGCAAUUCUGAUUUAACCAGAUACAUUGUCAUAUUUGUGUUGCAUUGCAACAUAUAGGCUAUUGAAAUACAAUUUUCAUCAAUUGCAUUUUCCCAGACCCUGUCGAUAAUAGGCUAUUCUAUUCCCAAAAAAUUGCAGCUGCGCUGGUAUAUUUUUUCGCAUCACCUCUUCGCCCGCGACCACACCACACCACAACCAACAAGGGUUUGCUACCCGACAAUUAUGUUCACCUUAUGGUAAGGGUGGCAGAAAUGACGGUCGCGUACAAUCAUGGAAGAUAAACCUUGGGACAAUUUUCUCGCAUCAAAUGAGGCUAACGUUAUAUGAGUUUAGAGGAGAGCCGCUACGUGUGUCUCCCAUACCGACCCCCCUCCUCCUCCGCUGGCAAUUUAUAAAGAACAAAAAAUCAGACUAGGGAGGGGGUUGAUACGCCGAAGCUGAAAUCGAGAGGCGAACCCAGUUAAGGAGUAUUUUUUUUACACGGGACUUCCCCAAAAGGAGGGGGAAAAGUCACAAUUGUGGAAUCAAAAAGAAAAUUAAGGUUCAAAAUACGUGAAAACGUCUCCGGUUGUGGAUUCCGUAUAUAUUUUUAAUUCGAAAAAAUAUGGCCGAGAACGUUCUGGACUCUGGCCCGCCUUCAGCCAAGAGGCCUAAACUAUCCUCUCCGGCACUUUCUGCCUCCGCCAGCGAUGGAAACGAUUURGGCUCGUUGUUCGACCUGGAGCACGACCUCCCUGACGAGCUCAUCAAUUCCUCUGAGUUGGGCCUGGUCAACGGAGGGGACCUCAGCCAGCUGCACACCAGUCUGGGGGGAGGAGGUGGGAUGGGCCUGGGCCCUGGAGGAGGGGGUGGCCAGGACGCAGUGGCCAAGCACAAGCAACUCUCAGAGCUCCUUCGAUCAGGCGCUCCACAUGCCUCCACACAGCAGGGCCAGGGUGUGGUGGGCAGCCCAGGCGGGGCCAGCAUGGGCCACCUGGGGAACAUGAAGGUAUCCCCUGGGCCCCAGGGCAUGGGCCAGCAGCAACACCUCUCACCCCAGCAGCAGGCCAGCAUGAUGCAGCAGCAGGUGGGGAUGGUGGGUGCCAUGAACAGGGGCAUGAUUGGGGCCCAGAAGGGCAACGGACAGCAGCAGCAGCAAGCCAUGAUGGGGGGGCCGGUGAUGAACGGAUCCCCCAGGAUGAGCUUCUCGAACCAGGGGAUGGGGGGGAGCAGUAACAUGCUGGCUGAGACUCUGCAGCAGCAGGGGGCCGGGGGACAGGCUGGACUCAGAGUACAGCAACCUGGAGCACUGAACAAGAUGGGUAUGGUGGGUAACCCAGGCKCCUAUGGAGGCCCCUACGGUGAGCAGCAGGCAGGCCCGGGCCUGGGGGGAGCAGGGCUGGGCCCUCCGCUCCAGAACAAAGGCUCCAUGCCCAACAGCCUGGCCCAGUUCAGCAUGGACAAGAAGAGCCAGCCCAUGCAGGGCAUGGCUGCCAUGGCCACACAGCAGUCUGRCGCAGGUGUGGGCGGUGGAGCCGGAGGCACUGCAGGGGUGGUCCCCAACGCCCAGGGAGGCCUGGGGCCCGCCGUGACUGCAGCAGCUGGGGCGCCCCCUACGGCCGACCCCGAGAAGCGCAAGCUGAUCCAGCAGCAGCUGGUACUCCUGCUCCAUGCACACAAGUGCCAGCGGCGGGAGCAAGCCAACGGGGAGGUGCGCCAGUGCAACUUGCCACACUGCCGCACCAUGAAGAACGUCCUCAACCACAUGACCCACUGCCAGGCCGGCAAGUCCUGCCAGGUGGCUCACUGUGCGUCAUCCAGACAGAURAUCUCUCACUGGAAGAACUGUACGCGGCACGACUGUCCUGUCUGCCUGCCGCUCAAGAAUGCCGGGGACAAGAGGAACCAGCAGUCUCUGCUAGGAGGUGCCGGUGUAGGUCUGGGUAGUUCCCUGGGCUCGGUGCCCGGAGGCCAGCCCAGCGCAGCCAAUCUCAACCCCCCCAGCCAGAUUGACCCCAGCUCAAUUGAGAGGGCCUACGCCGCCCUGGGCCUCACUUACCAGGGCACCCAGAUCCAGAGCCAGCCCAACCAGGCUUCUCUGCCCUCACAGGGUCUGCAGGGCCAGCCGGGCAUGAGGCCGCUCAACCCUAUGGGGGGUAACCCGAUGGGGGUGAAUGGAGGAAUGGGUGUUUUACCCCAGAACCAGCAGGCCAGCCUGCUGCAGGACACCAUGCUCCACCUCAACAUGAACUCCCAGGGUCUGAUGAAUGAUGCGGGUGGGACGGGUAACAUGGGCUCCAUGCCCAUGGCGACCCCACCCUCUGCAGCAGGUAUGAGGAAGAGUUGGCACGAGGACAUCACCCAGGACCUGAGGAACCACCUGGUGCACAAACUGGUGCAAGCCAUCUUCCCGACCCCGGACCCUGCUGCUCUGAAAGACCGGCGGAUGGAGAACCUGGUGGCGUACGCUAGGAAGGUGGAGGGGGACAUGUAUGAGUCUGCCAACAGCAGGGCGGAGUACUACCACCUGUUGGCUGAGAAGAUCUAUAAGAUCCAAAAGGAAUUGGAGGAGAAGAGGCGAACGCGGCUCCAAAAGCAGGAUGGUCCACUCCCGGACCCUUCCCUGGUGCGGCCCGGUGGACCCAACCAGAUGGUGACUAGGAUGCAGAAUCCGGCAGGUAUGAACCAGUUCAACCAGAUGGGGAUGCAGUCUAUGGGCCAGAGGUCCACCCCUCCUCUCCCCCUCACACCCAUCAACCAGAUGGGCAUGGGGAACCCCAGGAUGGGCCAGCCCAACGUGGGCCAGAACCAGUACCUUCCCCAGGGACAGUUCCCAGGCUCCAGCCCAGGACCAGGCCUCGGCACGGGGCAGCCCGGCAUGGCACAGCCUGGCAUGAACCAGCAAGGCAACCAGGGAGGCAUGGCACAGACUCCAAUGCCCAUUCCUUCCCCUCUCCCCGCCAACAGCCCUCUAGCCGGGCCCGGUUCGGUCGGAGGGGGUAGCGGUGUCCCCUCGGUGGGGCCUAUGGGUCCCCAGAGUGUGGGUGGAGGCCCCUCGUCCAACAACCCCCAGCAGCCCAACUCAAUAACCCACCUCUCGGCCAUGCGCCAGAGCUCGCCCUCCCCCGCCCGCAGCAUCACCCCCACACCCCACCAAACACCACCCAGGCUAGCUGGCUCACAGACCCCACAGCCCCACACCCCUAACCCGCCCCAGCUGGCCCCCCCAGGCCCCCAGCAGCAGCUAGGGCCCGGCAGCCAGGGACCAGGCUCCAACAAGCCCAUGCAGCAGGGGAUGGGAGCAGGGGCCACCACCCCAUCUCACCCUGGUCACCCCUCCACAACACCCAACCCCCAUGGAGGCCAGCUCCCUCGCACGCCUCGCACUCCGAUGUCCCAGAAGGGUGGCUUCCAGUCCCAGGACUGUCAGGCUCUGACCCCAGCGUCAGUCAGCAGUGUGGACACGGCCUCCCAGCAGGCCUCCCAGUCGGACGCCUCGGCCUCCGUGGACCCCAAGGCGGAGGUCAAGCAGCAGCAGGACGAGGAGGACGACUGGGAGGAAGGCUGCUCCAAGGGGGGGAAGCUAUCCAACAUCAAGACGGAGAACAAACCCAUCAAAAUGGAGGGGGUGAAGAAAGAGGAGUGUGGAGGCCAAGGGGGCAAAGGUGUUCCCAUGGAAACGACGUCAUCGUCGGGGGUUAAGAGUGAGGAAAGGGUGAAGAUGGAAGACCGGAAACCGGAGGUGAAGAUGGAGCCGAAAGAGGAGGAGAAGGGAUCAGAUUCCCCUGGUAUUCCGUCUGGUGCCCAGAACAAGAAGAAGAUCUUCAAGCCAGAGGAGCUGCGCCAGGCCUUGAUGCCUACCCUGGAGUCUCUGUAUCGCCAGGACCCAGAGUCUCUGCCCUUCAGACAGCCUGUGGACCCUCAUCUACUGGGCAUACCUGACUACUUUGACAUAGUGAAGACCCCCAUGGACCUGUCCACUAUAAAGCGUAAGCUGGACACUGGUCAGUACCAGGAACCCUGGCAGUACGUGGACGACAUCUGGGUCAUGUUGAACAACGCAUGGCUGUACAACCGCAAGACGUCCCGCGUCUACAAGUACUGCUCCAAGCUGGCCGAGGUGUUCGAGGCUGAGAUAGACCCCGUCAUGGUCAGCCUGGGCUACUGCUGCGGCAGGAAGUUGGAGUUUUCUCCCCAGACGUUGUGCUGCUAUGGGAAGCAGCUGUGCACUAUACCCCGGGACGCGGCCUACUUCAGCUACCAGAACAGGUACCACUUCUGUGAGAAGUGCUUCAACGAAAUCCAGGGGGACAACGUGUCCCUGGGAGACGACCCCUCCCAGCCUCCGACUUCCAUCGGUAAAGAUCAGUUUGAGAAGAAGAAGAAUGACACACUGGACCCUGAAUUACUUGUGGAAUGUAUGGACUGCGGACGUAAGAUGCACCAGAUCUGUGUCCUGCACAACGACACUAUCUGGCCGUUAGGUUUUAAUUGUGAUGGCUGCUUAAAGAAGUUGAAUAAGACACGGAGAGAGAACAAGUAUGCUGCCAAAAGGUUGCCCCACACUAAGCUAGGCUGUUAUUUGGAGACUAGAGUGAAUGACUACCUGAAGCGUCAGAGCCACCCUGAGUCGGGUGACGUCACCAUCCGAGUGGUCCACGUCUCUGACAAGGUGGUAGAGGUCAAACCAGGCAUGAAGUCCAGGUUUGUGGACACUGGGGAGAUGUGUGAGUCAUUUCCAUACAGAACGAAAGCCCUGUUUGCGUUUGAGGACAUCGAUGGAGCUGACGUCUGCUUCUUCGGCAUGCAUGUACAGGAGUACGGCUCGGACUGUCCUCCUCCCAAUCAGAGACGCGUGUACAUCUCGUACCUGGACAGUGUUCACUUCUUCCAGCCUCGUUCUCUGAGGACGGGUGUCUACCAUGAGAUUCUCAUUGGCUACCUGGAGUAUGUCAAGAAGCUGGGGUACACGACGGGUCACAUCUGGGCGUGCCCACCUAGUGAAGGGGACGACUACAUCUUCCACUGUCACCCUAUGGACCAGAAGAUCCCCAAGCCCAAGAGGCUUCAGGAGUGGUAUAGGAAGAUGCUGGACAAGGCUGUGGCAGAGCGCAUCGUGCAUGACUUCAAGGACAUCUUCAAGCAGGCCACAGAGGACCGUCUGACAAGUGCCAAGGAGCUGCCGUACUUUGAGGGGGACUUCUGGCCCAACGUGCUGGAGGAGAGCAUCAAGGAGCUGGAGCAGGAGGAGGAGGAGAGGAAGAGAGAGGAAAACAGCACUUCCAACGAGAGCAUAGAUGCCACGAAGGGCGACAGCAAGAACGCCAAGAAGAAGAACACCAAGAAGACUUCUAAGAAUAAGAGCAGCAUGAGCCGAGCCAAUAAAAAGAAGCCAGGCUUGCCCAACGUGUCCAAUGACCUCUCUCAGAAACUCUACGCCAGCAUGGAGAAGCACAAAGAGGUAUUCUUUGUGAUCCGUCUGAUAGCGGCGCCUAUGUCCAACACGCUGGGCCCCAUCACGGACCCCGACGGCCUGAUGGCCUGCGACCUGAUGGACGGGCGCGACGCCUUUCUCACCCUGGCCCGCGACAAACACCUAGAGUUCAGCUCGCUGCGCAGGUCCAAGUGGAGCUCCAUGUGCAUGCUGGUGGAGCUCCACAACCAGAGCCAGGACCGCUUCGUCUACACCUGCAACGAGUGCAAGGGCCACGUGGAGACACGCUACCACUGCACCGUCUGCGAGGACUAUGACCUGUGCAUCACCUGCUACAACUCUAAGGGGCACAUUCACAAGAUGGAGAAGCUGGGUCUGGGCCUGGAUGACGAGAGCAACAACUCGGCCGCUUCGUCCAUCGCCAACCCUGGAGACUCGCGCCGCCUCAGCAUCCAGCGCUGCAUCCAGUCUCUGGURCACGCCUGCCAGUGUCGCAARGCCAACUGCAGCCUGCCGUCCUGCCAGAAGAUGAAGCGRGUGGUGCAGCARACSAAAGGUUGCAAGCGCAAYACCAACGGCGGCUGCCCCAUCUGCAAGCAACUCAUCGCCCUGUGCUGCUACCACGCCAAGCACUGCCAGGAGAACAAGUGUCCCGUACCGUUCUGUCUGAACAUCAAGCACAAGCUGAGGCAGCAGCAGCUCCAGCAUCGGCUCCAGCAGGCCCAGAUGCUGCGGAGGAGGAUGGCCAGUAUGCAGAGGGUGGGUCAGCCACCUCCGGGACCGGGGGGCAACGGUGGGCUACCGUCCCCGGGAAACAGCACCACAGGGCCCAGUACCCCCAUGUCCGUGGGCACACAGCCCCCCACGCCUCAGACCCCCACCCAGGGGAACAUGCCUCUCGGACCCCAGCAGGGAAUGGGUCAGGGCCCCCCAGGGCAACAGCAGCAGUUACAGCAGCAGGGCGGCAUUCCCCAGCAGCACCACAUGCACCACCAGUUCCAGCAGCAGAUGCAGCAUAGUGGAGGGGUAAUGAUGAACUCUCCUCAGCAGCAACAGAUGGUCCAACAACAGCUCCAACAGCAGCAGCAGGGCCAGUCUCCAAAUGUCCAGCAGAUGAAGCACCCAGGAGGUCUUCCCCCUUACACCCCCAGACCUCCAGGUGCCUCUCCCCUCCACCAGUCCCUGGGCAAACCCGGUCUGGGCCCAGCCACACCUCCACAGCAGCAGGCAAACCCCGGCCAGGGCUCCAUGUCCCAGGGGCAGCAGCAGCAACAGGGGCCUCCUCCGGCAGCGGUGGAGAUAGCGUUGAAGAUUCAGCGUGUGGCAGAGACACAGCGUCAGAUGGCCCAGGCUCAAGCCCAGAUCCUCCAAAGGCAGCAGGCGGCCCAGGGUGGAGGCAUGAUACCCCCUCACCCCCACCAGCCCCCUCACCCCCACCACCAGAACCCCCAGGCCCAGAUGCAAGGCAUGGCCCACCCAGGAGCAGGCAUUGCAGGGCCCCAGGGGAUGGCUCCCCAGGGCCAGGGUGUGGCAGGGAGGACUCAUAUGGAGCAGCAGGGGAUGGUGGUGGGGCAAGGAGGCAUGCAGCAGCAAGGAGGCAUGCAGCAGCAAGGAGGCAUGCAGCAGCAAGGAGGCAUGCAGCAGCAAGGAGGCAUGCAGCAGCAAGGAGGCAUGCAGCAGCAAGGAGGCAUGCAGCAGCAAGGAGGCAUGCAGCAGCAAGGCGGCCCCCAGUCGCAGCUCUCUCCCCAGGUUCAGCUCCAGCAGCAGGCCCCACUCCAGAAUCCUAACCAACAGCAGUGGGGCGGCCCGGGUGGGAUGGCACCCCAGCAGAGCUCCCCCGGCCAGCAUCAACAGGUCCUCAAUAUCCUCCGCUCCAACCCCCUCCUCAUGGCUGCCUUCAUCAAGCAGCGAGCUGCCCGAUACCAGGGAGGUCCAGGGGUGCCGGGGGCCCCGGGAGGAGGGGGGCCCGGAGGCGUGCGGUUCCAGGGGGCCCCUGGUGGGGCAGGAAUGGGCCCUGGGGGUAACCAGGUGGUCAUGGAUGGUCAGCAGGUGAACGUAAACCCCGGAGUAGCCCAGCCAGGGAUGAACAUGGGCCAGGCAGGCGGAGGAGUAAAUAUGUCCACUAUGGCUCAGCUACAGCAGUUACAGCAGCAGCAGCAGCGCCCCCUCCUGCCUGGGAGUCUGCAGCAACAGCAGCAAAUGUUCAGAGAGAUUCUGAUGAGAAGGCACCUCCAACAGCAGCAGCAACAACAGAUGAGUAACAAUGGUCAGUUCCAGCAGCCCCAGCCCCCCCAACAACAGCAGCAGGGUCAGGGCCAGCAGGGCUUCAUGCAUCAGGGCCAGCCUGGUCAACCUGGCCAGACCCAGCCUGGUGGCGGGGGAGGGCCGCAGCAGGGUGGGGGAGGCCCCCAGGGGCCCCAGCCCGGCCCUUCACCAGAGACUACUCCAGCAGCAGCACCUAGGAGGGGGCUCGCCUGCCCAGCACGGCAGUCCUAUGAGCCCCCAGCAGCAGAUGGCCCAGUCCCCACACCCCCACCUCCAGAACAGCAACAGCAACAGCAGGAUGGGGGUGGGGGGCCUGGGCAGCUCCAACAGGGGCAGCAGGGUCCCCAGCAAGGCCAAGGUGGUCAGCCCCAGUCUUCCCAUGCCAUGCUCCAGCAGGCCCUUCACCAGAGACUACUCCAGCAGCAGCACCUAGGAGGGGGCUCGCCUGCCCAGCACGGCAGUCCUAUGAGCCCCCAGCAGCAGAUGGCCCAGUCCCCACACCCCCACCUCCAGGGCCAGGCUCUGGGCGGUCAGUCCCUCAGUAACCAGGUGCGUUCCCCUCAGCCCUCCCCUCGGCCACAGUCCCAGCCGCCCCACUCCAGCCCCUCGCCACGCAUGCAGCCCCAGCCCUCCCCUCACCGCAUCUCCCCCCAGACCCAGACAGGCUCUCCGCACCCGGGUCAUCUCUCCCAGCACCACCCUGGUAUGGUGGCCCCCCAAAACCCACAACAAUUGUCACAGCAACAACAGCAGCAGGCUAACUCUGGGGACCCGGGUACGUUUGGUUCGGACCCGAGUGCUAUGAUGUCCCAGAUAAGUGGGAUGGGAGGCUUGCAUGGCCCAGGGCAGUCAGACAUGUUGGGUAAUAACCACCAGGACCUGGGGACAAACAACCACAACAGUUUAGACAUUAUGUAGCCUACUACUACUUCUGUCUCAGUGCUCUGAAGAACUGUCCUCAUGGGUCUGGCUGGAAGGGGGAUGGCAGUUUUUGAAGUUAUUUUUAUUUAAUAUUUUUCUGAUGUAUAAAUGAAAAGAACUCAACUUCCUAUGGGAGAUGCAACGUUAAAUCUACAAGUCAAUAAAUGAAUAAAUUAAACGAAUGGUAAGUUAUUGCUGUUUAUGUUAUAUAUAUAUAUAUAUAUAUAUAUAACAUUUUUGCCAAUUGUGUACAUAAGGUGUAAGGGGUUUCUGGACGUGAGAGUUCUUCCUUAGUAUAUGACACAAGUAAUAUUUUUGGGGACUGAAUUUUUUUGCUUUUUAUUUUUUACAAGUAUUUUUAAGAUUUUCAAUGUGGUGGAAAAAUUACAGUGAGUUAAUACAAUGGACCUUUCUAUCGUUCGGUUUUCCUCCAUAAAACCAGUCAUGAUUGUAUCUGUUUUGCAGAGAAGUGUUUUUUUAUUAUAAUUAUCAAUAUUAUUUUUGCUGGAUCUACAAACAAAUGUCAUAUCUUUUUUGGGGGGGUGGGGGGGCAGAUGUACUUUGCAACUGCUACAAUUCAAAUAGAAGAAUAUAUUUUUGUUAAUGACUGUCCAAAAACCGAGAGGGUUGAAAGAAGGGCAAGUGUAUUUUUUUCCUGAUUUUGUUAGGGAUCCAAGUGAAACCGAAACAUUAUUGCUGGGGAGGUGAGCAGGGGCUGGCUGAUCGCCUUCUAGGAUUGUCUGUGAGCAUCUCGGGUCGUUGGACGCCCAGAUCUUCUACGCCAGGGUUUCCCCCCUCCCGGGUUCAUGUUUUGGUUUUUGCCCUAGCAGUAAACGGCUGAUUCAAAUAACCAACUCAUCAUCAAGCUUUGAUUAUUUGAAGCAACUGAUGUGCUAGGGCAAAACCAAAAUGUGCACCCGGGGGGGGGCCCAGGACAGAGUUUGGGUAACCCUGUCCUACACUCCCCUUUACCCCUACACUUAAAAACAGGACGAUGGAUGAGAAACUUACUACUGAUGUUGCCAGCUGAUUUGGAGGAUUGAUGGAUGGCUCCAUGUAGUGUGUGUAUAUACCCUCAUGAACUGAAACAUGAAGGGGAUAUGGGGAAGGUGUGAAGGGCUUUCCUAGGAACUUUUAACUUUUGUCAAUGAUGCUACCCUUCCCCUCGCAUCCUAGUCACAAGCCCCUCUUCUUCCCCUCUCAUCCUAGUCACAAGCCCCUCUUCCCCUCUCAUCCUGGUCACUAGCCCCUCUUCUUUUACCCUGACUGUUGGUUUUAAUUUAAUGUUAUUACUGUACAAAAACUGGACUUUAAUGAAAUACUGUUUGUAAUAAUAAAAUGAAAAUCAUACAUUUGCGCUGUACAGACUUUCAGACCUAUGAUGAGCAGAGACUCUUUUUCUACUGCUGAUUUUCUCGAUUUGGUUUCCUAGCAACCUGGUCUCCCAAACUAUGUAAAAGUAUUGAUUUCUGAAAGGUACAGUAUGGGGUGUAGGUCAUGAGCACCAAUGAGCCUUUGUGUAUAUAUUUUUUUUUAACUGGGGAUAUUGCAAAAUAACAUCUUGAUUGCUGUGAACACCAACACAUUCACAUGAACACAUGCACAAAACGUGAGAAGGCUUAUUACUGUGGUCAGAAAAUGAAUUCAUAAUUUUGCCUCAUAUUAAAGAAUUACACAAGAUUUCACAAGUUCACUUAUUUUUCUCUAAAGGUUGAGAUUUGGGGGAGGGGAAAAAAACAAGUGGCAAUAUAUCUUGAGACUUAUUUUAUAAAAAAACAAGGAAAGCUUGUAUUUUAUAUAUAGAUAUUAUUUAAUUUUAUUUUUUUGAAAAUAAAACUUGAAGCUACAGGAAUUAAUAGAUUAAACUUUUUUUGUAUUGAAGAUGUAAUGGUGAUGUAAAAUGACACUGCGGUCAUUCACAGCCCUCUUUGGGGCUGUUUGAGUAUAUCAUGCCAUUUUGAUGAAAUGUACACUUGUAUACAUACUGAAUCACUACAAACCAUGGCAACUGAACUUUUGUUUUGCUUAUUCUUUCUGCCUAAAGAAACUGGAAUUAAGACUGUGUUUAGUGUUCAAAUGGAAUCUUUGACCACUUUUCUGUUACAAUACUUUGGUGCUUGCUGAGAGGAAGCAAAAAAUAAAUAACUGUUGCUCCAUUUUCA
Messenger RNA from Salvelinus sp. IW2-2015, 10789 nucleotides. NCBI's taxonomy places the organism in Eukaryota, Metazoa, Chordata, Actinopteri, Salmoniformes, Salmonidae. The record is from RefSeq and is a predicted model, not a curated record.